Molecule: messenger RNA, 2173 nt
Organism: Musa acuminata subsp. malaccensis (wild Malaysian banana)
Lineage: Eukaryota; Viridiplantae; Streptophyta; Magnoliopsida; Zingiberales; Musaceae
Source: RefSeq, a predicted model, not a curated record
UUCAUGGCCUAGCGGUGGGAAUUCUCGUCUUCGCUCGCCCGCGGGGGCGGGAGAGAGUAAAGCCGGCGAUGCCGCGUUGGCCGCCCACGUUCCCUCGUACCUGCAGCUGCGGUACCGUCGCCUUUAUAUGGGGAGAUGGCGCCUCGUGGAUAGACUCCGUCGCUUGUUUACGCGCCAUUUCCGCCGCGUCGUCAGUUUCUCAUCUUUAACGAAAGAACGCGAUCCGAUAGUCGAGGAGGAGGAGCUGUUUGUAGGUAACUAGGAGUUUGGGUUCUUUGGCCUCAGGUUCAUCGUUGUUGCCCAGAGGAGAGAAGAAGUCGCCAUGGAACCUCAAAGGAAGAGCAUGCUAGAGAAUGAAUUCUUUACGGAGUAUGGUGAAGCAAGCCGUUACCAUAUACAAGAGGUCAUUGGCAAAGGAAGCUAUGGGGUAGUCGGGGCUGCAAUCGACACCCAUACUGGAGAGAAGGUGGCAAUAAAGAAGAUCAACGAUGUCUUUGAACAUAUUUCUGAUGCCACUCGCAUUUUAAGAGAGAUCAAGCUGCUGAGGCUGCUCCGCCACCCUGACAUUGUAGAAAUCAAACAUAUAAUGCUCCCUCCAUCUCGAAGGGAAUUCAAAGAUAUUUAUGUCGUUUUCGAGUUGAUGGAGUCAGACCUUCAUCAGGUUAUAAAGGCAAAUGAUGAUCUCACACCUGAACAUCAUCAGUUCUUCUUAUACCAACUUCUUCGAGCUCUUAAGUAUAUCCAUGCAGCAAAUGUUUUUCAUCGAGAUCUGAAGCCAAAAAACAUCCUUGCCAAUGCAGAUUGCAAGCUGAAAAUAUGUGAUUUUGGCCUUGCCCGAGUAGCUUUCAAUGAUGCUCCAUCUGCUAUAUUUUGGACUGACUAUGUAGCAACAAGGUGGUAUCGUGCUCCUGAAUUAUGUGGCUCAUUUUUCUCUAAAUACACACCCGCGAUUGAUAUUUGGAGCAUAGGAUGCAUAUUUGCAGAAAUGCUAACAGGGAAACCUAUAUUUCCAGGAAAGAAUGUCGUGCAUCAGUUGGAUCUCAUGACUGAUUUGUUCGGCACACCUUCAGCUGAAUCUAUUGCGAGGAUCCGAAAUGAGAAGGCUAGAAGAUAUUUAAGUAAUAUGCGGAAGAAACCACCCAUCCCGUUCACUCAGAAGUUUCCUGGUGUAGAUCCUUUGGCUCUCCGUCUACUUGAGCGCCUACUUGCAUUUGAUCCUAAAGAUCGGCCUACUGCUGAAGAGACACUAAGUGAUCCUUAUUUUCGAGGUUUGGCAAAUGUUGACCGUGAACCUUCAACACAACCUAUCUCAAAACUUGAGUUUGAGUUUGAAAGGAGGAAAUUGACAAAAGAUGAUGUUCGAGAGUUAAUUUAUCGAGAGAUCUUGGAGUAUCAUCCUCAGAUGCUGCAGGAGUAUUUACGUGGUGGAGAUCAAGCUAGCUUUAUGUAUCCUAGUGGAGUUGACCGCUUCAAGCGCCAAUUUGCUCAUCUGGAAGAGCACUCUAGUAAAGGUGAGCGAAGCACUCCACUCCUACGGCAACAUGCUUCUUUGCCAAGGGAGAGGAUUGGUGCAAAUAAAGAUAGCAAUCCUGACCAACAGAAUGAAUUUGAAGGGCGUAGUGUUGAAUCUCUUGUUCGCAGUGCCCUUGAAAGCCCUACUAGGUCACAGCAAGGUGAGGGGCCAGAUCAUGCAUCGGUCACUGAUGGACUAAGCAAGUCAAAAUACAGUGCACGUAGCUUGUUGAAGAGUGAAAGCAUCAGUGCUUCCAAGUGUGUUGUUGUCAAGCAGAAGAAGGAUCAAGAAGAGGAAUCAGCUACUGAAACAAUGGAUCGGGCGGUUGAUGGUUUGUCCCACAAAUUCACCCAGUUACAUUCUUGAAAAAUCUUCUUUGGAGAAUUGCGAGAAUGCUGUCGACAUGUGCCGCACAAGCCCCUUAACUCAAAGUUCAGAUCGGAUCAGAGCACAGUGUUGAUGACAACCACCCUGCUAUUAUCUCUUACAGGGCUGAGUCAGCCAGCCCAGAAUCUGAUUUUUCAACUGUAUUCACCCACUUAUUUUUUCAACUGUAUUCUGUUCACAUUAUUGCUGGAAAUCAGCAUUUCUAUUAUGAUCUAAACCGCUUGUAGCACUCAGAAAAAAGAUGUUAUAAGGCUUUCAAUUAAUUUGAUUUGA